GUUCGCGUGUUCUGGUGCCGAGACCCACUAUUCCGACGUGGUACGCCAUUCCCAACUUUAAACCAAAAGGACAGAAGGUUCAGUAACACUUAAUCAUACUGAGGAUUCUAUUUAUACAAACCUUUGCUUGUAAGCUCCGUAUACGCGGAAACUUACGCUAUAUUUAGCAGCACAAAUUACCGUGGAUUAAUAGGGCAAUUGCUUCUAUGGAAGAUAAAACACGAGACUAAUGUCUGCGAAUAUAAAUAUAAUGGAAGGCAAGCAGGCGUGGAUCGGAAUGGAGGAGGUCAAGUCAGCUGAUUGUCUUUACACCCGUUUUACCAUCAAAACUUCUACUCUGCCGCUAUACCCAAUGCCAAUACCUCGUGCAAAUAAGCCAAGUCUCCACAUGUUCACAAGGAAGGAAUUCUUGCGGGGAAAUCGGCACUAGAUCUUGUGUUAAAGGGAAAAAGAGAGCUCUUGGCCUUGAGUGAGGGAGGAAGAACAUAAACAAAGAUCAGGUGGGGAACAGCUGAGACCUUCCUUGACGUUUCCUAAUAUAUGCUUCGAACCCACUCGUGGUCCAUGGGCAUCUAUUGCGGAGACUGUAAUGAUCCAGAAAAAGCUUAGUGAUUCAUGUUUUAUAAUAGGUCAAUUUGAACUCCCUUCUGAACCCCAGUGCUAAGUGAGAAUUGAUGGAAGUCCGGUGUUGGAAGUGACACAAGAUGCCUUAGGGAGUGAGGCAGGAACCUGUUGUGUGGAGGGGAUAGACAUGCUACACGAGGGUUUCUUCUAGGAAGGAGACCCAGUGCUAAAACCUCUUUGGGGUAUAUAGUGGUACCUUUCUCCAUGCUAAUUUAAGUCACAACAUGAGGACAUCAGGGAAAUUAAGUGAACUCUCAGGUUGCUCCAUUAAAUACUUGGAGCGAAGAGCCUAUCACUCGGCAAGGUCCGACUGGGGUCCACAUGUGGCCUCAGCAGCUUUUCUUUCGAGACGAUUAGACUCAUCAAGAAAUCUCUAUCGCAAAGACUUGUAUGCUCAUUAUGGCUGUGUUAAUGCAAUUGAGUUUUCGAAAGAAGGAGACUUACUUGUCUCAGGUGGUGAUGAUCGGCGUGUGUUAUUAUGGAAUGUGGACAGCGCUCUAUCAGGAGCCCGUCGCCCAAGAGCCAUGGAGAGUGAACACAGUAGUAACAUAUUUUGUCUUAGCUUUGAUUCUUCCAAUUCCAAGAUUUUCUCAGCAGGCAAUGAUGAACAGGUCAUUGUGCAUGAUCUGAGAACAGGGGAAACCACAGAUGUAUUUCUGCACCGAGAGGCUGUGUAGGGAGUAUCUGUAAAACC
This is a messenger RNA of Penaeus monodon (black tiger shrimp), 1318 nucleotides long. Its product is annotated as DDB1- and CUL4-associated factor 5-like. NCBI's taxonomy places the organism in Eukaryota, Metazoa, Arthropoda, Malacostraca, Decapoda, Penaeidae. Gene Ontology annotation, cellular component: cytoplasm; Cul4-RING E3 ubiquitin ligase complex. Gene Ontology annotation, biological process: negative regulation of fatty acid biosynthetic process. Gene Ontology annotation, molecular function: protein binding. The coding region runs from base 849 to 1301 and encodes 150 amino acids. The record is from RefSeq and is a predicted model, not a curated record. The transcript is spliced from 3 exons.